AGAUCUGACUCCAUUUUUGGUCUCUCCACAGUUCUUAUUUGCUACACUCACACCAAACAGGAAAUGCAGCCAAGGUCUCCUUUAUCCAUAGUUACAGCUCUUGUGGAUAAAAUCAAUUUGUGCCAGAAGAUUAUACAUCCAGACUGUGACAUCAAAUUCACAGGCAAUGUUUCUUGGGUUGGGAAGACCUCCAUGGAAGUGAAGAUGCACAUGCUUCAGCUCCAUGAUGGUGAUUACAGCCCUGUGUUAGAUGCAACCUUUGUCAUGGUGGCCCGGGACCCAGAGAAUAAACGGCCAGCAUUUGUUAAUCCACUCAUUCCUGAGAGUCCUGAGGAGGAAGAAAUCUUCAAGCAAGGGGAAUUGAACAAGUUGAAGAGGAUUGAUUUCAACACUGCUUCCUUACUGAAAAUGGCUCCUACUGCAGAAGAAAGAAACAUUGUGCAUGACAUAUUCCUUAAUACAUUGGACACAAGGACAGUGAGUUUCCAGAGUCGUAAAUUACCACCCAACUCAGUGUGGAUGGAAGAUGCAAAGCUAAAAGGCCUGCAGAUUUGCCAUCCUGAGGAACGGAACAUCUUCAAUAGGAUCUUUGGGGGUUUUCUCAUGAGAAAAGCAUUUGAACUGGGAUGGGCAAUUGCUUGCAGCUAUGGGGGUUCCAGACCCUUUAUCGUAUCUGUUGAUGAUAUCAUGUUUCAGAAGCCAGUUGAAGUUGGAUCCUUAUUACUGCUUUCUGGACAGGUCUGUUACACAGAAAAAAACUACAUCCAGAUUCGAGUACACACUGAAGUUUACAAUGCCAAUACCAGGGAGAACCAUACUACCAAUGUUUUCCAUUUUACAUUUGUAUCAGAAAAUGAGGUCCCACAAGUUGUACCUAAGACAUAUGGAGAGUCCAUGUUGUACUUAGAUGGGAAGAGACACUUUACUGCAGUCAUGAAAGAAAUCUGACAGGCACUGGGUGCUGCAUCAGCAGUGUAGCAGCAUGCUGUCUUGGCAAGAACUGUCACCAGAGAUGGCUGAUGGACAGAUGCUUGCAAUACUCAAAGAAAAACCCAGCAACCACCCAAAACAAAACUGAACAAAAAAAAAAAAUCAAA
Malurus melanocephalus (red-backed fairy wren) is the source of this 1097-nucleotide messenger RNA. RefSeq names its product acyl-coenzyme A thioesterase 9, mitochondrial-like. The record is from RefSeq and is a predicted model, not a curated record. The transcript has 10 exons. NCBI's taxonomy places the organism in Eukaryota, Metazoa, Chordata, Aves, Passeriformes, Maluridae. Gene Ontology annotation, biological process: acyl-CoA metabolic process. The annotation marks the transcript as partial. Gene Ontology annotation, molecular function: fatty acyl-CoA hydrolase activity. Gene Ontology annotation, cellular component: mitochondrion.